This is a messenger RNA of Uncinocarpus reesii 1704, 3609 nucleotides long. RefSeq lists its product as uncharacterized. Bases 1 to 3609 code for a protein of 1202 amino acids. NCBI's taxonomy places the organism in Eukaryota, Fungi, Ascomycota, Eurotiomycetes, Onygenales, Onygenaceae. Gene Ontology annotation, biological process: sister chromatid cohesion. The transcript has 2 exons. Gene Ontology annotation, cellular component: nucleus; cohesin complex; chromatin. The record is from RefSeq and is a predicted model, not a curated record. Gene Ontology annotation, molecular function: chromatin binding.
AUGGCCGAAGAUACACGCAGACGGCAGUCCAGGCGCAUGCGGCGGAAACCGGAAUUCUUUUCUUCGCAAACCUUCUCUUCUGCGACUACGAAGCGGAAACGUACAAGCUCACGCCGCGAUGGCGAAGACGACGACGCGUCAGAUUCAGGCGAUGCCGGCGACGAUGUCAACGAUGAAGAGGUUGAGGAUGCGGAAGAGGAGGAAGAUGAUGAGAGCGAAGGUGAGCCCGAUGAAGAAGAGCUAAGGGAAAGGCGAAGAUCAACCAAGAAGGCUGCGAAACGGAAACAGCCCAAGGAGAGCAAUAAGGGCCCGUCGAGGGCCAAACGUGCCACCAAAAAACCGAGGAUCGCGAACGGCAUUGAAACGAAUCUUGCUUUACGACCGCUGGUCAAUGGUGAAGGAAGAAAGCCAAAGAAGCCGAGAAAACCGCGCGUUCGACCAAGUGGAUUUGCUGGUGAGGAAGGAUUAUACGCUGAGGUUUUUGCUCGCGGUCAUACUACCGACGCCGUUGCUGCGGAGUGGCUUACAAAAUACGAGAAGCAUAAUAUUCAUGCGAUGCGCGAACUUGUAAAUUUUAUCCUGCGAUGUUCAGGCACCGAUUUGAAAGUCGACGACAACGACAUCGAAGACGUAGACAACAUCGCGAGCCGCCUGGACGAUUUGCAAGAGGAAUACCAAUCGCAGAGUAUUACCGAAUACCCCCUUAUAUCGAGAUCUAAAAAAUUUAGAGGGUUUCAAUCCGUACUGACCCGAUUUUUCGAGUCACUCAUCAAAACAAUCCAUAGUGCUUCGGUGCUGUAUAACGAUGCCGCGCUGCUAGAAAAUAUUCAGGCUUGGAUUACUUCAAUGUCCUCUGCCCCUAUCCGACCAUUCAGGCAUACUGCCACGAUCAUCUCCUUGACAAUCGUUACGACAUUAUGUUACGUCGCGAAAGAAGUCUCCACGACAUUGUCGAACACCCGGAAGCAACUCGAAACGGAAAAGAAGAAGAAAACGGUUAAUAAAGGCAGGGUGGGCGCUCUCCAGUCCAAGGUUCAAGAAAACGAACAAAAACUCGAAGUGAUAGAUAACGUUCUCCAUGACUCCUUUGACACCGUCUUCGUUCACCGGUAUCGGGAUGUUGAUCCAAAAAUUCGGGCGGAAUGUAUGUCUGCGCUUGGCCUAUGGAUGGUCACUUAUAAACAGCUAUUCUUCGAAGGCCAGUAUCUUCGAUAUCUGGGCUGGGUUCUCUCAGACACUGUUCCACACACGCGAUCAAUCGUUGUUCAGCAACUCCAUCGUUUAUUCCAGAACAAGGAUAACAUACCAGGUCUCAGGGCGUUCACAGAACGUUUCCGUCCAAGGAUCGUGGAAAUGGCUGUGAGAGAUGCCGAAAGCAGCGUUAGAGCAGCUGCUGUGGAAUUAUCAGACCUGAUCCGCGACGCCGGAUUAUUGGAGCCCGACGACAUUGACGGCGUUGGGAGACUUGUCUUGGAUAGCGAGACGCGGGUGCGAAAAGCGGCUGGCAAAUUUUUCGUUGCAAAUAUUCAAGACGUCUACGACUCACAAAUAGAAGGCCUGGAAGAAGAACUCAGCGAAUCGUUUGUAGAUGACGACGAAGAUGACGAUUUCAAGAUCCCCAGACGCUCUUGGAUCAAAUACAAGUGCUUGGUAGACAUGCUUCAAGCCUACGACGAGCAACAAUCGGAAAUGACCGAAAAUCGCGAGCUCACAACGAAAACCGAUUUAUUUGGCAAUCAAGUGGAAUCCAGAUUUGCACUUGCAACAGAAAGUAUCUAUCCUCAUUUCCAGGACCUGAACCGGUGGGAAUCUCUGGCCGGAUAUUUGCUCUAUGACCAUUCUCAGAUACCAGAGUCAGCAGGUGAAGAUGAUGACGCCGCCGAAGCUGUAAAGCAGCUAUAUAAACUUGACGAAGGUCAGGAAGUUAUUCUGCUAGAAGUACUAAGUGCUGCGGUCAAACUUCACAUUCAAGAGAUAUCCAAAUCCGAUACCGACAAGAAGGGCAGGAAAACAAAGCUGCUGAUGGAGAGGAUGGAAGCCAAGCAAGAAGCUAUCGCCCAUAACCUCUCGCAAAUAAUUCCUCAGCUGCUAAACAAAUUUGGUGCCGCACCAGAGGCUGCAUCGGCAGUUUUAAGACUCGAGCACCUUGUCAACCUCGACCUGAUUCAGGACCUUCAAAAAGACGCUGCAUCGUAUGCUGAAAUCUUAAACAAUAUCAAUAAACAAUUCUUGACACACUCUGACCAAAAUGUGCUGGCUGAAGCGACGGUCGCCUUCCUCCAUGCUCGAACAUCUGAGGAGCUCAAGGAAGCAAUGGAAAAUAAAGUGCAAGAGUUGUGGGAUGAUACGCUGGAUGCGCUGUGCACGGUUGUUGCAAAUAAACGUGUUCAAGAGACUAGCACACUUUCUGCUGGAGUCCUCUCUUCACUCAAGAACAAUGUCGCCCGGAUCUCAAAUCUGGCCAGUAUAGCUGAUUGUACGUCGACGCUCGAAACGUCGGCGCAGAAUUCCAAAAAGCGGAAUUCUGAAACCCAACCAGCCGUGGAUAUAUUAUUGGACGUAGCUAAACGGGGGCUACGCGAGGCGAGUUUUGAUGAAGAGGUCGAUUCCCUGGAGCGAGAAUUGAUUUUCAACACUUUUAGGACUUUACUUGUUUAUUUCAUGUGGAAAGUUCAGGCAUUGGAUUCUGGUCUAUCAAACGGAAAGGCAUCUUUCAAUGAACGAUAUUUUGAGAACCUAUCGGCACGCAGAGAAUCAUUUCUUUCCACCCUUACGGCUAUUAUGCAAACGCGGAAAGGGGUAGACAAUACAAGGAUCGCAGCCGCUACGACUUUGUUAGAUUUGCAGACUGUAUUUGGCACUCUCCGACAUACAGUGACAAACAAGGCCCAGGACGGCGACAAUGAAACUCUUAUGCAAGUCGAAGAAUUAGUGCAAGAUAUUUCCCCGGCAGCGUCUACAUUAAUAUCUCGCAUCCACGAUGCUGUAUUGAAAGCAUACGCUAAGAAAUCUCAUCACACGAUUGACAUAACGACAACCGAUGAAGACUUGCCCGAGUCUCAGUCUGAUCUUGAAUCUAGCUCGGACGAGGAGGAUGAUGAAAUGGAUGAUGACGAGGAUGAUGUACAGUCGAGUGCGCGUCGCAUGCGUGCCAAGCUCCUAGCUGAGCAAAGGCUCUGCGAGUUCACAGGCAAGAUUGUCCUAGCGAUUAUUGGUCAUGUAUUGGAUUCGUCGGGCUCGAAUGCGGGUAAACUAAAAGCGAAAUUACUCCGCCAUAAAUCGCGACUAGGCCAUAACUAUAAAGCCGUUCUGGCAUAUCUAGAGGAGGACAAAGCGCCAACUGCAGCUCGAGGUGUCCUGAAAUCCUCGGUCAAACCGCAACGGCCGAACGGUACUACUGCGAAUAUCAGCAAUGGCAAGUUCAAAUCUACUGAAAGAGUGGUUGAUGAUGAGGAGGAAGAGGAAGAAGAGGAAAUUCGACCCGCGGAGGAUGACGAAGAGGACGAUUUGCGCUCUAGAGGGCCCAUGGAGAAUGACGAGGAUCAUGGCGAGCGCGAAGGCGCGGAGUCACCACUGACCCCUAUCGAAGACGAUAUAAUGGGUGAUUAG